This is a messenger RNA of Moneuplotes crassus, 216 nucleotides long. NCBI's taxonomy places the organism in Eukaryota, Ciliophora, Spirotrichea, Euplotida, Euplotidae. The record is from the annotation of a GenBank genome assembly.
UUUUAACACAAAGUAUGUCAGAGUAUAGUUGUUUCUUAAGAAAGCACAAUUUAUAGCUUUUGCUUUGAUGAAAGAUGAAAAAGUAAGAAUCGAAAUUUAGCUUCCAGAUCUGUUCAUGCUCGGGAUAUCUCACAAAUCUGAGAGAGCUUAUCAACAGUGGUAGAUACAGAAUUUGCAACAGCCUUAUAACUAUUAAUUUACCAUACUAAUAAAUUC